Messenger RNA from Dichotomopilus funicola, 2616 nucleotides. RefSeq lists its product as uncharacterized. The record is from RefSeq and is a predicted model, not a curated record. Gene Ontology annotation, molecular function: zinc ion binding; DNA-binding transcription factor activity, RNA polymerase II-specific; DNA binding. Gene Ontology annotation, biological process: DNA-templated transcription; regulation of DNA-templated transcription. NCBI's taxonomy places the organism in Eukaryota, Fungi, Ascomycota, Sordariomycetes, Sordariales, Chaetomiaceae. Bases 1 to 2616 code for a protein of 871 amino acids. The transcript has 7 exons.
AUGUCCAACGAUCCGACAGCCCGAAGGUUACUCCCCCAGGCCGCCUCGCAGAUGGGCUCCUUCUCCUUUGCGCCGCAAGCCUAUCCACAACAACAACCUCGUGAGGCUCAGAAGAAUUAUGUUUUCGUCGAUGAACACAACCGGCACAAGCGGCUAAAAGUGAUGAGAGCGUGCGAGGGGUGUCGAAGGAGGAAAAUCAAAUGCGAUGCAGCCACAACCAACACGUGGCCGUGCUCUGCGUGUGUCCGUUUGAAGCUGCACUGUGUCCGUCCAAAUGGUUUCGACGGCUCUGAUUCUCAAGUAUACGAAGCGGCGCAAUCCCAAUUCGAUACGGCGCAUGUUCCCGACAGCUUCCGGCCACAGCUACCUCUUCACGACCAGCAACUCCUUGCCCAAGCCCCAAAGACAGGGUCUCUCUAUCCGGCUCAUACCUCGUACCAAGACCCAACUGGCCUUUACCACCCUGUGCAGUAUGCAGAGCACCAACCUGUUGCGCAUAACCUCACAUAUGGCCCCGUCGACCAACAAUACGCCGCGCAGACUGCUGCGUUUCCGACCCCCCCGUUGCAACAUGCCCCAACCCCAGGUUCUCCUGCGGGCACGUUGCAGUCUGAUUACGCCCAACAAGACUUAGCCGACCUCCUAGGUUCUUUGAAAGUCGACGAGGCCGGAACUGCGCCAUACCUAAACAGCAAAUUACAGGCCACCAGGGAGGAAGAGCCGGCGGUGGAAGAUGGAGAUGAAUAUAAGACUUUCUUGCCACCAUUGACGGCAGGCCCAGGCUCCAAGAUCCGGAUUCCGCCAGAAUUAAUGCCGGAUGACGACACCGUACUCCAAUACCUCGAUUUGUACUUCGUCAAUGCUCACCCAUAUGUGCCAGUUCUGGACAAGAGCUACUUUUACCAUCAAUGGCACAAUAACCGAGGCUCCAUCUCUCCCCUACUUCUAGAAGCUAUGUUUGCUAUUGCCGGUCGCCUGGCAGACGAACCUGCACAGGGACAACAGUGGUUAGCGCUGGCAACACGCCAUGCCGACUCGUUUAUGGAUGUGCCGCGGCUGAGCACACUCCAAGCACUGAUGAUUCUUCUCAAGGCCAGGGAAUCAGCGCCAAAGAAGGGAUAUUACUACCGGUCGUGGCAGAGCGUUGUGCAAUGCGUGAUGCUCGCAAAGGAGCUCGGUUUGGACGAGCAUCUUGAAGAUCACCAGAAUGGCGGGACGUGCGGUGGGAACCAGGCCGAGUGCGGGUUGAAAAACCGUAUCUGGCAGACGUUGUUUGUGAUCGAGUUGAUGGUUGGGUCACCGCAAGGUCGGUCCGACUUCCAGGUUGACGAGGCUACCGUUGAUUUUGGGACCCCGCGACCGCAGCCAAAUCAGGACGAAAGCGAGUACCUAGUGUCGCGCAACUUUUCCUACCUUGCCCGGGCGGUCCGUCCGGUAAGCCGUAUGGCAAAGACCUAUGGGCGCCUCAAAAAGAGCAAGGGAUGGGGUAUCAACCCAGAAUUCAUGCAACUCGACCCAGCCCUCAGCACCUGGCUAGCUGGACUGCCGGCAGACCUGACCAUCAACUAUCCCGCUGACGGCUCAUCACCCUGGUUGCCCUCGGCAUUUGUGGGCAACCUUCACUCGUAUUACUACCUAUCGUUAAUCCUAUUCAACCGACCACAACUGGCAAUUCUCACGCCCUCAACACCCGGAGGGGAAUGGAAACAACAUAUGAUGGUCUCAUACAACGCAGCCAAAAUGCUGUGUAGGCUGCAAGAGGCGGUUUCGGGAUCGUUUGGGCUGAAUGGACUGCAGUGUAUGCAGCGGGGUAUCAACUUCACCAUCUAUGCGGUGCUUAGCUGCAUUGUACUACACUUGGUUGCUGUCACAUCGCCUGACCCGGACUUGAACUCGCAGGCUAGGGACUACUUUACUCGCCAUAUGAGAAUUCUGGAGAAAUGCAUGAGCGCGUGGCCCAUGCCCGACAUGCAAAAGCAGAUCGACUCGGUCCGCGAAGCCUUCUCGGCCGACACCCGGAAGCCCUUUGUCCUGAAGCCGAGUUUUCCUUACGGCAGCCCGCACUCGGUAACUCACCCGAGCCCGCCCGGGCGAACGCUGGACUCGCAGAUACAGCACCCGCAAGUUAGUUACACCAACCACCCCCUCACACCGGUCUCGGUCGGGCCCCAGGACGCCAAGGGUGAUUCGCCUGUCGUACAAUCACUAACCACGAUGGGUUCGGUUCACGGUUCCCAGGCGUCCGGUGUGUCGCAGACGUUGCCGUUGUCCGAGGCUCCCUCUUGGAACCCAUCGCGCAUCUUUGAUCAAUGGAAUACUUCCUUUGGCGCGCCGCAAAUACAUCAACCUUCGCCACCUGCAAUCUCCGCGCAGUCUAGCUCCCUGAGCGUUGGGUCUGCCGGGGCCCUCGAGUCGCCCAGUAUCCAGGACAUGCACGCAGUCCAAGGCCAGCUCAGGGCGGGAUCCCAGCUACCCCUCCCACCAUACCCUACCGCAACGGCGCAGGCGUUUGUCACCCCCGCCAUGUGGCAAGAGUCGGUAGCAAGUGUUUACGAGGGCGGGCUAAAGCGAGCGUGGGACUACGACUCUCAAAUGCCCAUGAAGCGACAACACUAA